AUGCUACGAUCUAGAAUUCCAAUACUGAUAAGCCUCGAUCAUAUUCGGCCUAAGGAUCCCCGAUUGUCGCUUGGUGUGGCGAGUAUUAUCAGCCAUUUGAGCCAUAACAAAAUCGAGUACAAUGCUCACUCGUACAAUAUCGCUCAAGAAGUGCAGGUUUACCCGUUAGCAAGGAAUAUCCUUGACACGAUUUGGAGCCAGUACAAUGAUUCGAAAUAUGAUCUCAUGUUUGGAGGCUUUGUUUGGAAUGAGCCUUUCCUCAAGACGAUUCUUCGCGAACUGAAAUAUUAUGACUACCCAGGUCGGAUUGUUAUUGCAGGUCCUCAGGUGUCUUACGUCGAGAAAGGAGAGCUAGAAAAAUACUAUCCGGAGGGAGAUGUAUUCAUACGGGGGUAUGCAGAACAGGCUGUGUUAGAACUUGCGGAAGGGAAGGAUAAUAUCCUAGGAGUCCACUUAGCAAACACUCCAGACAAGGGCUUUCAUACGUCUACCAAAUUAUCCGACCUUUCGUCGCCUUUCCUCGACGGAACAUUAGAACCUCAGCACUUCAUGCGUUGGGAAACGACCCGUGGUUGUCCUUACAGCUGUUCAUUUUGCCAGCACAGAGAUCCAUCACCUUCUUCGCCAGCAAAUAAGAGCUGGACUAAAAUCCAGCACUCGCAAAGGGAUCGGAUUCAAUCGGAAAUCGAAUGGUUCGUCGACAAUAAUGUCCACGAUCUUGCUGUGCUAGAUCCCACUUUUAACACGCUGAACGGAAACAUGGUACUUGACUUUCUAGAACGUGCCAGAUUUUCCGGAAAAAUCAGCCUUCAGUGCAGGCCUGAAAGAAUCACGGAGGCGUUUUUAGAUCAGGUAGAGUCCCUGAGCAAAACUACAGGAGCUGAAGUAGUUUUGGAGUUUGGUGUGCAAACACUCGACCCCGAAGAGCUGCUGCAUAUAGAGCGAGUGCGCAAUGCUAACACAUAUAAGUUAGCCGAGAAAGUUUUACACAAACUGGCUCUUGUUAAUCAACGUAGAAUUAAGCAUGAAGUCAGCCUCAUCUUUGGCUUGCCCCUGCAAACCGUAGAGAGUUUCCAGCAGACUAUACUGAAGCUUCAAGAGACGACUGAUGGCUCGCUGGUCGCUUUUCCUCUGAUGUUGUUACGAGGAACACCCUUAUAUUACCAAAAGAAAAAAUUUGGGCUGAUCGAAGGUACGGAUAUCGCACAUCCUUUGAUAGAUCGGAUCCAAAAAUUCAUUCCUCAUGUUGUAACCUCUCCUUCUAUGAGUUACAUAGACUGGAAUACGAUGGCGAAUAUUGCUGUUUCUCUACAAGACCAAACAGAGCCAAAAGAGGAGAGUGGAAUACAUGCAUGA
This is a messenger RNA of Pocillopora damicornis (cauliflower coral), 1356 nucleotides long. RefSeq lists its product as uncharacterized. Gene Ontology annotation, molecular function: iron-sulfur cluster binding; catalytic activity. The record is from RefSeq and is a predicted model, not a curated record. Lineage: Eukaryota; Metazoa; Cnidaria; Anthozoa; Scleractinia; Pocilloporidae. Gene Ontology annotation, cellular component: cytosol.